Ictalurus punctatus (channel catfish) is the source of this 1839-nucleotide messenger RNA. It is a transcript of the gene saga, whose product is annotated as S-antigen; retina and pineal gland (arrestin) a. Gene Ontology annotation, biological process: G protein-coupled receptor internalization; signal transduction. Lineage: Eukaryota; Metazoa; Chordata; Actinopteri; Siluriformes; Ictaluridae. Bases 212 to 1384 code for a protein of 390 amino acids. The record is from RefSeq and is a predicted model, not a curated record. Gene Ontology annotation, molecular function: G protein-coupled receptor binding. The transcript has 16 exons. Gene Ontology annotation, cellular component: photoreceptor inner segment; photoreceptor outer segment.
GCUCAGCCCAGGUGCAGCAACAGAAAGUGCACCGCUGGGUGUGUCCAUGUGUGUGUGUGUGUGUGUGUGUGAUGGGGGGGUUAACCUGAUUAGCUGAGCAAUAACUCCUGAUACAAAUAGCAGCCGUAUACUCCGUGUCAACACGCCGUGUCCUUUUCUCUGUCUCACACCUCAACAGGAUCGGCUGGACCAGACUUCACUGGUUGCCACAAUGAGUCCGAAGAAUGUCAUCUUUAAGAAAGCGUGCAAAGACAAGUCGGUGGCUGUGUAUAUGGGGAGACGAGAUUUUGUUGAUCAUGUUGAUUCAGUGGAUCCAGUGGAUGGUGUUGUUCUAAUAGACCCCGAGCUUCUGAAAGGCAAAAAAGCGUACGUCACCCUGUCCUGUACCUUCCGCUACGGCCGAGACGACAUGGACGUGAUGGGAAUAGCGUUCCGGAGAGAUAUUUACCUCUCCACCCGGCAGAUCUACCCCCCUCUGCAGGACAGGGAGCAGUGCACUCUCACCAAGGUGCAGGAGAAACUGCUACGCAAACUGGGCCACAAUGCAUACCCCUUUUUCUUUGAAUUCCCUGAUAAUCUGCCCUGCUCCGUAGGACUGCAGCCGGCUCCUACCGACGUGGGCAAGCACUGUGCUGUCGAGUUCGAGGUGAAGGUCUUCAGCGCUGAGAACCUGGACGCUAAAGUCCGCAAGAGGAGUACUGUACGUCUGAUGAUCCGUAAGGUCCAGUACGCUCCGGAGAAAUCCGGUCCCGCGCCUUCGGUCUCUGUCACCCGGGACUUCCUCAUGUCGGACAAACCACUCCGUGUGGAGGCGAGCCUGCAGAAGCAGACGUAUUAUCACGGAGAGCCGAUCAAGGUACGGGUCAACAUCAACAAUGAGUCCAACAAGAACAUCAAGAACGUUAUUCUUUCCGUGGAUCAAAUUGCCACCGUCGUUCUUUACUCCAACGACAGCUACAUGAAGUCAGUGACCACAGAGGAUUCUGGGGACACCUUGGGUCCAGGUGGCAAAAUGGAGAAGGUGUAUACACUCCUCCCUCUUCUCACCAACAACAAGGAAAGGCGGGGAAUCGCCCUGGAUGGAAAACUGAAGCAUGAAGACACCAACCUGGCCUCGACCAGCAUAAUUAAAGAAGGCGUCCUGAAGGAGGUCUUGGGGAUUCUGGUGUCCUACAGAAUCAUAGUCAAGCUCAUCAUCGGAGGGCUGAUGGGAUCCAGUGAGAUUGGUCUGGAGUUGCCGUUCCAACUCAUGCACCCGAAGCCUGAAACAGUGAGAGAAAGCGAAAUGGACGACGACAUGGUGUUUGAAGAUUUCAAGCGCUCUUUUAUGAAGGGCAUGACGGAGGAUGAAGAAGAAGGGAAUAUUUCUGCCGGGGAGCCUUGAGAAACCUUCGAGGGACCGAUCGCUAUCCGGACAUUACGGCCAGCCUCCUGGAGACGAUCGAGAGCGUGAGAUAGAGAGUACGAUGAACCGCGAUGAACAUCUAUCUGCAGUAACACCGAGACGACGAGUUGCGUUCUUCCUGUAGCGCGCUAGAAAAAAAAACAUUGGCUGUCGGUCUUUGGUCUUGUGUCAGUUGUAUUAUGUUGAAAUCAUAGUAACGGAAAAGUCACCGCUUCUUUCCGGAUUAAAGUAGGCGAAUGGUGUACGGCCAUUGAUUUUUAGACCUUUAAGUUAGCAAUUUUCAGUAUCUGCGAGAAAGCAGAUAUAAUAGAUGUCAUGAUGUAGGAUUUAUAUCACUGUAUCAGAAGAAAGAAAAAAAAAGAAGUCAAUUUGAACUGUUUUGUCGUUUUAAAACCGUUCUUUAUUACAGUAUCAUAUAAUAAAGCCAAAAGAUC